AUGAAGAUCGAGUACACCCCCAUCCCGGAGAAGCAGCCGAUGGACAACUCGGCCUGCUGCACCUGCGCCAAGCUCCUCACCUCCGUGCCCCGCUACCACCCCGCGACCGAGAAGCCGUUCCCGGAUGACCGCAGCCUGGAAUGCUGCUCGCGAAUCAUAUGCGGAAACUGCAUCCACAACAACCCCCGCUUCGCAUCCUACUGCCCGUACUGCCAGACUUCUUCCGCCCCCUCGGUGCUGCCCGAUAACCUCAGGGACCCGCCGUCCUACAACUCCAUCGCGAGCCGUCGACUCUCCGGCCCCUCGGCCCCGCCCCCGCCGUAUACGGCCAACGGCGCAGCAGUAGAGGAUGAGAAGGCCGGCUCGUCCGAGUCCGCGACGCCGCCGGAGGACACGCUGCACUUCCUGAACCACGAGCACGACACCAUCGCGUCUCUGUCCCUCCGCUACGGCGUGCCCGCGUCCGUGCUUCGUCGCGCGAACAACAUCACGAGCGACCACCUGCUCCUGGGCCGCAAGACGGUGCUGAUACCGGGGGAGUACUACGCCGCCGGCAUCAGCCUGUCGCCUCAGCCCAUCGAGGGCGAGGAGGAGGAGCUGCGUAAGAGCAAGAUCCGACGCUUCAUGACGGGUUGCAAAGUUUCGGACUACGACAUCGCCGUGUUGUAUCUCGAGCAAACUGGCUAUGAUCUCGUGACGGCGAUGGAGGCGUAUGCUGCCGAUGAAGCGUGGGAGAGGGACCACCCCGUUCAAGAGGGUGGUAAGAAAGGGAAGGCGCCCAAGAAUCGGGGCCCCUUUUGGCGAGGGUCUGCGUGA
Molecule: messenger RNA, 816 nt
Organism: Colletotrichum karsti
Lineage: Eukaryota; Fungi; Ascomycota; Sordariomycetes; Glomerellales; Glomerellaceae
Exons: 2
Coding region: 1-816 (271 amino acids)
Source: RefSeq, a predicted model, not a curated record